GAAGCAAAGUGUAAAGACGAACAUUUUACAUAGACUCGCUAUUGAAUUUAAUUGUUUAAUUUCAUAGUGUGAGAUGUGUCAAUCAAUAGCAGAGUCUUAUGCCGGUAAAAGCAUUUUUAUCACUGGUUGUACAGGAUUCUUGGGGAAAGUACUCUUAGAGAAGAUACUCUACAGUUGUUCCGAUCUUAAAAAAGUCUACAUACUUCUUAGAGGGAAGCGGGGAUUGACGAUUCAAGAGCGUCUUAAGACUUUGCUGGAGCUGCCAGUAUUUUCAAGAGUUUAUAGAGAGAAAGCAAAAUUUUGUGACAAAAUAGAACCGAUAGUCGGUGACGUAAGUCAGGACGGUCUGGGAAUCUCCCCAGAAGACAGAGUAACUCUUAUUAAUGAGGUAUCAUACGUAUUUCAUUCGGCUGCAUCGAUCAAGUUUAUCGAGCCGCUACACGAUUUGCUCAACGUCAACGUCAAGGGUACUGAGAGGGUAUUAUCUUUAUGUAAAUGUAUGAAGAAGCUUGAGGUCCUCGUUCACGUUUCAACAGCGUAUUCCAAUACACAUAAAAUAUUUAUCGAAGAAAAAGUUUACCCAUCACCAAUCCCUCUGAGCAUGAUUGAUCAAUUGAUUAAAGAACAGCCAGAUGAAGAGAGAACUAAAAUAAUAAUAAAGGGUGAACCAAACGCAUACACAUUCUCUAAGAAACUGGGAGAGGCUUUGUUGGCGGAAAAACAUGGUCAUGUUCCCGUUAUUAUUAUAAGACCUUCAAUAGUGAUUGCAAGUCUAUCAGAACCGCUUCCAGGGUGGAUAGAUAAUUGGAAUGGGGCAACUGGUUUAAUUGGAUCCAUCAGCAAAGGCAUCCUAAGAGUUCUCCCUGGGAACGAAGUCAACGUUUUGGAUCUUAUACCAGUUGACUAUGUCGUUAAUCUCAUAAUUGUAGCGGCUACAAAGAAAAUAUUGUCACAAAGUGUAAAUGUUUACGCUUGUGCUACAAGUACAGAGAAACCUUUGACGUUGAGGAACUUAUUAAAACUGAUCAUAAUAAGUAGUAAAAGAAAUAAAUUUAAUGAAUUACCAUUUCCUGGAGCUUACUUUACGAACUCCAAAUUGUUACUGGUUUUCUUAUCGGCUAUCCUACAAAAUUUUCCUUUAUCACUGGCUGACGCUUUGUUAUGGAUGACAGGAAAAGCCCCUAAAUACCGAAAAAUACUGCGUAGAAUAGUACCAGUCCGCGAUGUAUUAGAAAUCUUCACGUCCAACUCUUGGAAGUUCAGCACGAUGAAUAAUUACUGCCUCUACUCAUCUCUUUCACCGAGUGAUCAAAAAACUUUCCCAUUUAGUCCAUCAUUAAUAAAUUGGUCAGAGUAUAUUCCUAUAUACGUCGACGGAAUGAUAAAAUAUUUAUUUAAGAAAAACCCGGUUUCUUAAAAUCAAAAAUCUCUGCGUAGAUUAAAGUAUAUUUCUAUAAAUGUCAUUUUAUGUAUAAGCAUAACAUUUUGUUAACUAUAUUUCAAGUAACGUGUAUUUAAGCAAUUAUUUAAUAUUAAUUUAAUUUAAACUGUCCAAACCAAUUGGACUAAGGGUCCUUGAAGGAAAGAGUUUACUUAUUUUUUAAAGGCCGACAACGCACUUUCGCCAGUGUGAGUGUCUAUGGGCGGCGGUAUCAUUUAAUACCAAAUGAGCCUCCUGCCCAGUCCCUCUAUUAAAGAAGCAAAAUGUACUGGUCCUUUCUAUUCUUCAAUUUACCCAACGUGGUUGUUAAAGCUUAGAAUUAGUAGUGUCGUAUUGGUGGUAAGAAUACUUGUUAAGAUAGAUGCAAUAAAUAAAUAAAUCUUAAACAAGUAAAAUAUGUAAAAAAUUUCAUUAUUUGUAAUUGCUGUAAUUAUACCAAAAAAAAAUUGUAUGUAUAUUUUUUUGUCGCUAAAAAUUGAGUUAUCCAAAUUUCUUGGAUGAGCGCGUGCGCGGAGCGGUCUCCCCAAGCAGCCUUAACAAAAUCAACUCUACAUGUCGAAGUGAAGUGGCUGAUGCCAACAAACAUUUUUAUACGUCAACAAUACUGAUGUUAUGAUCUUUCUUUAUCCUCCGGUUCUGUUCUUGUUACAAUUCAGUUCAUGCUAACCUAUUAUUGUUGUAAUUCUCCUUUCUUUUCCCUCUUUUUCUGUCAAGUAUCUUUGUAAUUUUGUAAUCUUUCUAACUCACUCCUUCAUAUGUUUUAAUAUAAGAGUAGAAUGUUAAAAUGUUUGUUUCAUACAAACUGCAGUUUUAUAACAUUUGGUAAAUGAGAACCAUAAGAUGUUAACUUUAAUUGUUCAAAACUCUAUGUUGACUUGGCCGUUUCGAUUCUGAAAAAAUAUUUAAAAUAUAUAUUGUUUGAUAUCUACAAACGGACUUAAAAACGUAAUGUAGAAUUUUGAGCGAGCUUUUGGACGCUAUCGCGAAAUAGUGCCUAAUGUCUGUAUAAAAUCUUAAUUUUGCAGUGUACAGUUUAUGGUAUUGUAUAGCAUUUAUGUACAUUUCGUAAAAAUGUUACAUAUUAAUUACAUUUGGUAUACGUCACGAAGUUUUACGCUUCAAGAACAACACACAAUAGUUGCAAAUAGUAUAAAAAAGUUAAUUUUAUAUCUUGCAUACUUAAAAAAACAAGAUAUUUAAAAUAUAUUGUGAGUAUGUCAUGUAUGGUAGAGUUUUUAACAUUGGCUCGACACCAUUUGUCAACAUAAUGUUGUCUUGUUUGUGCACUCUUUUGUAUAAAUCCUAGUUAGCUAAUAUUUGGAUUCUGCGUUAGACGCGCUUUUGAUUAGAAGGUUCACACUUUUCGCUACAUGGUCGGCUGUUUACAACAGUUUAACAAAAGUUAAGUUUAUGGCGCUGGUUCUGAAAUGAUUUUUAUCGGAUCUAACACACGAGUAUUAAUUUUCCAACAAACACUUGCAUCUGGAAGGUGUAUUUUAUUUACUUGUCAUUUGAUCUCUGGUAUCGAGACGAUUAUUGUCGAAAUAUAUUGAGUAAGAGCGCUGUAAAAUUAACAAAUACGGUAAUUGAUCACUGCUUCAAUCUCAAAUUCUCUUU
Molecule: messenger RNA, 3058 nt
Organism: Pieris brassicae (large cabbage white)
Lineage: Eukaryota; Metazoa; Arthropoda; Insecta; Lepidoptera; Pieridae
Product: putative fatty acyl-CoA reductase CG5065
Exons: 10
Coding region: 74-1417 (447 amino acids)
Biological process (GO): long-chain fatty-acyl-CoA metabolic process
Cellular component (GO): peroxisome
Molecular function (GO): alcohol-forming very long-chain fatty acyl-CoA reductase (NADP+) activity
Source: RefSeq, a predicted model, not a curated record